Molecule: messenger RNA, 1458 nt
Organism: Trichophyton rubrum CBS 118892
Lineage: Eukaryota; Fungi; Ascomycota; Eurotiomycetes; Onygenales; Arthrodermataceae
Exons: 1
Coding region: 1-1458 (485 amino acids)
Biological process (GO): UMP biosynthetic process; pyrimidine nucleobase biosynthetic process
Molecular function (GO): orotate phosphoribosyltransferase activity
Source: RefSeq, a predicted model, not a curated record
AUGGACCCUGCUGCCAGUUCUUCGUCGAGGACGUGUCCGAAGACAAACACACUCACAACCUAUCUCCGAUUAUUACGACAAUGCAAGCCAACACUUCCCUAUGGCGAGCUCGUUUGCGUCUCUGCGUCCCCGAACAUCAGCACGAUGAGUUCGCUGCUACGCCUCGCUCGAACUGUUGGGCCUUACAUCGGUGUGUUACAGGUCCACGCCGAUAUCAUUGACGACUGGUCGCUGGAAGGCGUAUGCAAACUGGCCCGUCUCGCAAAGAAACAUGCGUUUAUCAUCUGGGAAGGUGGACGGGUAUUGAACACUCAUCAGCGGCUGAGCAACCGAAUUCUCACCCCCGAUGAGGUGUCGCGAGAUAUAGAUAUGUCAAGGAAACGGUACACAAAGGGUGUUGUGAGCGUCGCCGCAUGGGCCGGAUUAGCGAGCACAUGGAUGAUCGAUUCACCUCAGCAAGGGAACGGGGCAGAUCGGUUGAUUCCAACUCUUCGCCGCGCCGCAAAAGAGACCGUCGCCUUUAUGACGAAGUCUGUUCGUACAGAGAUCAGCAGCAGCGGUGGAAGCAUGUCUUCGAACGAAGUCACAGAUGAGACGGAGCAUGAGUAUACAAUGGAACUCGACGAGGCUCUCCGAGUUUCUGCCAGUGAUGGGCUAUCUGUCUCGCAGUCUCCACGAAAAGCAUCAGUUAUAUCACUCACCCAGACCAUCACCCAAAGCACAGAGCCUUCCACUCCCUCUGCCAUUGAAGUCGAUGAUCAUCCCUUGUCGGAAGCAGAGGAUGAGCUAGCGGAAGAGGACGAGCGAGUUCCGCCUGCCGCAUCUCUGCCAGAGCCCCCUCUCCUCUCACGUGGCCUCAUCAUCUCUGCUCCUCGGGACGACGAUGAACGAUUCACACUUGAAUACCGGGUAGCAGCAUUCGAAAGCGCCAAAGCCAACGCAGAUUUCGUCGUAGGUUUCUUCACUGAUGAACCAUGGAUAGAAAUCUGUACUCGCUCUCUCUGCUCCGAGGCUGCAGCUGAGCUAUCGGCAACAAUUGCCGCCCGCACGAGAAACCCAGACGAUGAGAAUGAACACCCCUUCAAGGAAGAGAGCGAGUCCACAGUUGACGAAGAACGACGAACGUUUCUGAUGUUUAACCCACUAGAAACCGACCACCUUACACGUUUCACAAGGGAAAACGAUGACGGCUUUGGCCAGUCCUCUACUACUCCUGCCCCCGCUACAAAUGGUGCCCCCCUUCAGAGCCCUCGUCUAGAUAUAAAUACAGCUACCAUGAACAACUCUCGUUCUAGGCGAGAAUCACAACAGAUCUCGGGGCUACAGCAGUUAAUUGCUAGUGCCGUUGCAAUCAGGAAUUCACGAGUAAGCCCUGAGGAAGGACUUUCACCUGGUGUUCGGGCACGAUACGGUGGAUUUGACAUGAUGUUCGUUCCAGUUAUCACUAUGAACGUAUGA